Messenger RNA from Caenorhabditis angaria, 8032 nucleotides. NCBI's taxonomy places the organism in Eukaryota, Metazoa, Nematoda, Chromadorea, Rhabditida, Rhabditidae. The record is from the annotation of a GenBank genome assembly.
UUGUAUAAUGGUGAGUAUUUUGGGCGGGCUGUUAAAAAAUUAGAAACAUAUAUCUGAAUUCUGGCACACCCGUUCAAGCCACGCAAUGAGUGUUUUCUACUGUAAAACGAAAAAUCUGCGAUUGAAAAAAACUGUGCAAACACUUUUGCCUAAUUCUCUCUGUUCGCCGUUAUAUUUCGCACUACAGUAUUAAAGGAACAUGAUACAUUUCAUGCGUUGGGUCUUGUCGCGAUUGCUAACUUUCUUCGCAGGACCUCAAAAAAUAAGAAAAGUAGCAAGUCAGGUAGAACUCGAUGCGCUGAUUAUCAUGCUAUAUUUAGUUUUUCAUGAAGCUUAUCUAGGUUUUGAGCUACAGGGUGCACCGUUUUUACAGCGUUUUGCUGAUUUUUGUGUUGCUUGAGCGGGUGUGCUGGUGUCCAUCUUUGUCAAAAAAAGUUCUUCGAACAUCACAUGACAUCCCGAAAAACAAAAACACCCAUAUUUUGAAGUUAAAAGUUAUUUUUAUUUUCCCUCUGGGAUGUGCUGCACAUGCACUUAGUAUAACUUAGGUUCUUCCUUCCUCCAAUCUGCCUUUUUGACUUCCUAGUUUAUUUCAAGUACUCACUUCUCGCAUACACUUGGAAGCAAAGAAGAUAUACAUGUUUUUUGUUAGUACGACAAAAAAUCAUUUUUUUUUUUCUGUUGCUUUUUUGCUUUUUCUUGAGAUCAGCUGUUGCAAUAGUACAAAAUCAAGAAAAUGUGGAGGAUGAAGCAAGAAGAUUUGCAUUCAUUUUUACACCGCAUUUCAUAUUAUUCUAGAGCUUAAAAUUUGUUGGCGGGAAAAUGUUGCAUGUUCCACUUUUUCGUUUAUUUGUUCUCUUUUUUUCGUAUUCAUAUAUAUAUAUAAAUUCUCUCAUAUAAUAUUCGUCCCAAAAAUGCAACUUUACGAUUUUUUUGGUUGAUAUGACACACUUUCAUUGUUCUACUAUUAGUUUUUAUUUGUUUAUGUGUUCUUGAGGUACUAAUUUUUCGGAAUAGAACACGGGGUUUCUAACUGAGCUCUGAAAAUUUUCAGAAUUUCAAUAUUCUGGUUUUUACUCCAGUAUAUUUCUACUUAUCUCAACUCUGACUAUGACGUGGCAAAUUCAACAAAUAAAUGUGAAUUUCUUAAAGAAUGAAAAAUUAUUUUCAAAAUUUGGGAUACGUACCUCUUCAAGUAGAAAUUCAAAUUUUUAUUUUUGAAAUCAAAAAUCUGAUGUUUUUCUGAUUGUGAGCAAAACGUUUUUUCCAAGUUGUAGCACCUUUUCGCCAAAAAAGUUGGCAUAACUCUGGUCAAUCACUACGCGUUUCUGUUACGAAACCUGGAAAUGUUUCUUCUUGACCCUCCACUCUCCUUGAAAAAUCAACACAUACCAAUAAAUCUACUCGUAAACGACACUGAUACUAGGCAAAAAUAAAUCAGGCGUCGAAAAUUUUCCAGUUUCAAGUUUCACUUUUUUUCUUGCUUCUGCAACUGCUGUCUUCUUCUCAUUUCUUCCCAGAUAAUAUAUUUAUCACACAAAAGUGAUUAGGCAAAAAAGAAGAAGAUGAAGAAAAGGAACGGAAACUAUCAGAGGAAAAAUGGAACACAAAUGAGAAAGAGAUAAAAAUGAUGAUGAUGAUAGAAGAAUUGCCACAGGCAGGCAAAAUCUCCAGCAGAGAGAAUAGGAAAAGAAAAUGGAAAUAAAAGAGAUGAGACGAAGAACACAUACAUAUGUUUAUGUAUUUUUCUUGAUUUUCGAGGUUAUUUCACUUGAUUUCUAAAAUUUUUGUCAUGAAAAUUGAGAUUUGAUUUUAUAGUUGAAACUGGUUAUGAAAAUUUUCAACUGAGAAUAUUUAUGACAUUUCUAGACCAAAUUUGAAAAAACAUGAGAAAUUCUGGGAAUCUAGAAAUUCGGUUAUUCUGCUAGGUAAUGUUGAACUCAAAUUUUUGCCCUCUGAAACUUAUGAAUUUCAAUAUAUUUUUUGUAUUUUGCGAAAAGUCUGAAUUUUACUCAAAAUCAUUUCCUAAAUUUCCCAGAACUCUGAACUUUUUGAUCCCAAAAAAAUGUAGUUUUUUUGUUUAAUCCAAAUAGUACAACCUAUCAAAUUUCGUAUAGUGCAUUCAUUUUUUUUUCUCUGUCUUUUGAUAUUUAUACGAAAUCGUAAUUCGAGAGAUGUUCAUAAAAAAAUGCAUCAUUUUUUUUAUUUUAUGAUGAUUGUCUUUGUACAUUUUUCUCCGGAAACGUUCUUUUUUUUUAGUGUUUUUUGUUCGGAAAAGGCAGAAAACUGAUAAAAGGAUGAUGAGUCAGGGAUUAAUUUUUAUUUAUUUAUUUAUUUAGGCAGGUUCAAAAGCAUGGGAAAUAUGACGUUUUCGAGUUUCACAAGAAUUUUAUUUAUUUUUUUGCUGGACCUGAAAUUAUUAUGAUCAAUUUAUCAAAAAUUCCCGCCCUAAAAACAGGAUUGAAAAUUUGCGAUCAUUUUUUUUUGGAAAGUUCCAGAAAUUGUCCUGGCACGUGCAAAAUGUUUCUGCGCAAUGCGAACGCGCCCACUUUUUCUCUCAAUUUUCUCAUGCUUCAUAAAGUAUCCGGUCUCUGCGCCUCUCAAUCCUUCGCAAUAUUCUCUAGCAUUUUCUUGCGCACACAAACUUUUUUUGGGUUUGCGUUGGAACGCGUCAUGGAAAAUGCAAGUAGUAUUGUCCUUCUCUCUGUCUUAUAUUAUUUUAUUUUAUUUCAUCUUGUCCCUUCAACAGAAUUUUGUGUUGUGUUGUACUUUUGUGUGUGUAUUUAUGCUUUUGUUAGAAAAGUAGUAGAAGAAGAAGGUUAUUUGAGAUGCUGCUGGUGAAAGUUUUUUUUUUGUGUUUUGGAAAUUUGUUUUACGAAUGUUGCAAAGUUUUACGAGAAAAACGUUUUUGACAGCGGUUUUUUUCUAAUUGCUGGUGUUUUAUUUUUGAAAAAAAUCGGGAAAAAAUCCUGUAGAAUUCAAUUCUAAAUUCUCCUUUACCUAUAAAAUAGUUUCAGAACAUUUUUUUUCAAAUUUUUCGAACAUAAAUUCUGAUUUAAAUUUCCGGAAAACUUUCAGGUUCUUGAAAUUUCAAUUUUUCUCGAAAAAUUUUCGAUCUUGAAGUUUAGCUUCUGACCAUUUGACCUCAAUUCUUCAAGUCCUCAAUCAUAAUUUCAGCCACUUUUCCCAUUUUUUCUUCCCGAAUUUAUUUCCAGUUUUCUAUUCUCCUGAACUGUUCUUGUUUUUUUUCUUCCUCCUCCCAAAUAUUGACUGGGUCAUUGAAACAUUCAUUCGUUCAUUUCCAAUUUCCAUUUUCUUCCAAUUCACUUUUUCCUCGACUUUUUCUUCUUUUUUCCACUGCCAAACAAAAACACCUGAUUUUUGUUUGUUGUUUUUCUUUUUGUUUACACGGCGGUUUAGGGCUUCCUUCCUUAUACGUAGAUUGUUGCUCGACUUUUUUUUGAAAUAAGAUUGGAACAGACAAAGGGCAUAUUUGAGGGGCUUUUUGAAGCUUCUUUCGGGAAAAAUUUGAGAAUUACCCAAAGAUUUACGAUCAAAAAAAUCAGACUACAAUCAAUGUUCUGAAAUUGAUUUUUGAAAUUUCUGACCCUUCUUUCUAGAUCAGAAAAAAAACUCACUAUACACUCUGAAAACUACCCGGUCAUCAAAGUUUGAACACAUGUCAAAUGUUUUUUUUUUAUGUUAUGUUUCCUCUUCUCAAAAAUGACCCACCGAAAAACUUUACGAUUUGAGACAGAACUAAAAAAAUUUCAUAUUCAAAAAAUCCAGUUUUUUUUUCUCCACUGGCCUGUGGCGUAAGUAAAGUAAAAGAACAAAUCGGAUUACGGUUUUCUCUUCGAAUUUCUUUCUCAUGAAAUUCAACACACAUACAAAAAAUGAAUUGUAUAAUUGUUGUACCAGAAAAAUUUCGACCUAUUUUCAUUUCUCAUAAUAAUUUUCUCAGACAAUUAUAUUUUGUAUAAUAAAAUCUGAUAAAAAUGACUCAUUUUUUGUGUGGCCCCGCAAGAAAAUUGUAUUUUUGUGUGUUUUUUCUUCGCUUUUUUGCUGCAAGAAAAAAAAACUAUACAUUUUCAUAAUAUUUAUUUAUUUUUUGUUGAAAAAUAUUGUUGUUUUUGAUUUGUAUUUUCGAUGUUCACUUUUUUGCUACUUUUAUUGUUUAUCGUACUUGAAAACUGGUUUGAUUUAUUAUGUAUAAAGAAUGAAAAUGAGGUUUUUCAUUAGGUCACGAAUAUUUUGUUUUUUUUAUUCGAGAGUGAAAGAGAAACACUUGUCUAUUGAAUAUUAUUAUAAUAAUAAUAUGAAGGUGUUUGAAAUAUACACGACACGAUAUCUCAGUUUUCCGAGAUUUUUCAAUUUCUUCCGGUUUUGAAUUUCGAGGAUUGCGAUCUUUGCGCACUUUUACGGAAAUUGAAUUUUUUGGAUUUGAGAAAGCUUGAAAAUUUUAAUUCUAUUAAAGUUUGAAUUUCUCGACAUUCUGAAAACCGUUGAAGUUAUCUUAACUCAAAAAAUGGAAAAUUUUGAUUUUCUAUACUUUUUGAUCUAUGGAAAUCAGAACUUUUCACAAUUUUUCUGAAUCAAAAACUUCAAUCGAAGGAAUUCAAUCCAGAUCUUCAGAUAUUUUGAAUUUAAUUUUACUUAGAACAUUCAAAAAAAUUCCGAAUUCAAUUUCUCGCUCCCGAGUUCAGUUCAUAAAUUUGCAAUCUGUUGCCAUGAUCUUCUUUCUCCCAAUAAAUAUCUAUUUCUUUUCAUUUUCAAAUCUCCGCACAUUGAUUUCAUGCAGGAAAAAAAAUAAUAAGUCAAUUGUGUCCCACUUUUUUCUUCUCUUCUUCUUUUUUUUCAUUUCAAUCUUUUUCUUCUCAAAAAUGACCUUCAACACGUCCUUUGUGGUCUCAAUGACAGGAGACAGAUGACCAUUUUUAGGUUUUCAUCAAUCUCAUUUACUAUUUAUGCAUGUAGCUGCUAGAUUUUUCGUUGUUUUUUGCAGAUUUGAAAAUCAGAACACCAUAGGUUCCAAUUUUUAAACACAAAAUUUUAGUACUUUAUUUUCUCAACCAAUAUGAAAACCUGGAAUUUCAAAAUUCAAUCUUGAAUAUUCUCAAAAAUUCUGAUAUACAGUAACAUUUUCCCUGAAAAACUGAGAAUUUUCUUUAGUUUUUGUUUUUUUUUGCUAGGUUUUCCCCUUUGUUAGAAUUCUUUUUCGCACAUUUUCUUCAAAACAUCUGAAAUUUCGAGCCCGAAAAACCCAGGUGUGAAAAUAUGAACUUUUGAAUUUUACGUAGUUCCAAUAUUCCUCCUCUUCUCUUUUCUUAGUGUAAACUCAAACAUAUCUGCGUCUCUCCAACUUCUCUUUACUCUCUCCCUGAUUAUCAGACGUGUUUUUUUUUUGACGAGACCAGAGAAAACAUAUUAGCUUGUUUCUUCUUCUUUUUUAUUAUUAGAUUAGAAACACAAUUGAUUACCCCAUUCAAUUUUUAUUUUAUUUUUAACUAAACCAACAAAAAACUGAACUGAAAAUAAAUAUUUCUAUUUUCCCAAGGUUAUUUUCAGGUCUUUUUCCUUUUUCUUAUCAAAACUUCUUAGUCACAAAUCAAAAUUUGGUAAAAGUCUGUGUAAAUACAUACAAAAUAUAAAAAGUACAAGUUUUUUGCCAAAGAAUCAAAAAAAAAUCUUUUUUUGCGGUAGUAUUCAAUUCCAAAAAAGACUUGUGCAAUAAGCGGCCAAAUCGACCGGUUUUCCCAUCGAAGAAUAUAUACAUAUUAUAACUUUCGAUGUGUAUUUACAUGGAGCGCUGCCAACACACAAAAUCUAGUUGCAAUCUUUUUUUUGACUUGACUUAACUUUUACCUUUACGUGAGAAUCUUUUAUUUUUCAAAAUAUUAUUGGUUUUGACGCCUUUUGGGUUUGAGACCAAUAUUGAUUCAAGUGAUUAGAAAAAUUGAAAUUUUCGUCUUUCUUAGUUUCUUAUCAAGUUUUUCUUCUCAUUUUCUUAUUUUUGUGGCAGUCAUUCUGAAAACCGAAAUGUUAGGUUUUUGAUAAUCAAAAAAAAUAGGCAGAACCGGGGAUCGAACUCGCGACCUCUUUAUUCAAAAAGCAGAAUUCUCAAUCACUUGAUCAUCUGAUGUUUCUAAAUAUGCUCUUCUGGGGCUUCAAGUUUUAGAUUUCAAUUCUUCUUUGGUUGGCAAAAACAGUAUCCCCGUUUUUUUCUUUUCGAAAAAUAAAUUCUGAAAAACCACUCGUAUAAUUCUUCUUCUUCAUUUUCCCUAUAAAUUUACAAAUCCCAUAUUUUUUGUCAGGUAAUCCAAAAAUGUCACCACGCGACGAUUCGCCCUAUACAACUCUCGGCGUUUCGUCAACAUCCAACGAGGAAGAAAUCAAAAAAGCCUAUCGAAAAUUGGCUCUAAAAUGGCAUCCCGACAAACAUACGGACGAAAAAUCGAAAGAGGAAGCUGAAAAGAAGUUCAAGCAAAUUGCGCACGCUUAUGAGAUUUUGACUGAUAGUGAGUAGAGUAAAUACAUAGAAUUGGGAAGGGAGUAGACUAAUUGACUCGGAAAGCACAGAAGAGAAGAAAGACAAAUAGAAAUCGAACAGCGCGCGUCACUUUUUUUGGUGAGAUGAUCUUUUGUGACAACAACAAAUGAUUACGCACGUGGAAUUUUUUUUUAGGAAAUACAAAAAAAUUCGAUUGGGGGGGGGGGCAGAAAUUUUGUAUUUUACUUUUGGUUUUCUGAAAUUUAGAUUUUCCAAUAUUCUUACUGAAUUUUUAAUUUUUGAAAUAAUUUCUCAAAAGUUUCUUAACGGUCCCAGUCACCCCUAAUUAUAUUUAUCCUUGAUUUUUUUGAACUUCCGUCAUUUUUGGCGCCAUGAAAUUGUAGUGGUCUAGAAAAUUUCCGGUUUUGAAAUUUUUUUCGGAGUCUGACAGGAUAAGUGUGUUUGAGAACUUUUUUUAAAUGUUUUUCGAGAAAAAAUUGAAAAAACAAAGAGUUUAUUAGUUUGAAAAAACUUUCAAAAAUUUACAAAAAAAAACAAGCUUCAAAAAUUUACAGAAAUUUCCAAGCUCUCCAGAUUUCAUUCUCUUGUUUUCCAGAAACCAAACGUGCCUCGUUGGAUCGUUCCGAAAACCCACAUCGCCGCCGAAGUGCUCCAUCACAUGCCGGCAGUCCUGGUUUCCGAAUGCAUCAUCCACAUUCACCGCAUUUCAAUGAUAUGUUCAGAUCGCCUUUCGAUAUUUUUCGCGAAUUCUUCGGACAUCGGGACCCAUUUGAGAACGUCUUUUUCGACGACGCUUUCACAUUUCCCGAUGUCGACUCGUAUGCAUUCAAAAGUAAGCUAUUUUUGUUGAAAUUUAGGGAAAAUUGGAAUUUAGGAUAACUGAAAGUAUAAUUUUCGAAAACACAAUUUUUGUUUGAAAAAAAGAUAGGGUUAGGGAAAAUUCACAAUUAUAAAUUGAAAACUUCUCGAAAAAUCAUAAUUGUUCUAGAACGAUCAUCCGAUGUCUACAACAACAACAACAACAAUAAUUCACACAAAUGCGACUCGCCCCGGUUUUCGCCAAACCGAGUACACAUUUUCUACAACGAUGCCGACAAAAAGGCCCGCGAUGACAAGAACAACUCGUUUUCGACCGUAAUUCGGUUUUCGAGUCCAACCGAACCGGGUAAAAAUGCGACUGUGAGAAAAACAUCAAUGAGCACCAAAGUUGUGGAUGGCAAAAAAAUUGUGACGAAAACUGUGGAAAAUGAGGAUGAACAUAUUAUUGAGGUAUGCUUUUUUUAGAAUUGGGCUCGAAGUUUUUGAAAAAAAAUGGUAUAUUGAAAGAAUAUCUGACAUAUUUGUAGAAUUUAACAAAUUCCUAGAAAUGUUAAAUUUUGGCUCAAAAUUUUCAAAAAAGAAUUUCCAAAUAAUUGUUUAAAGGUACACGAAGAUGGUGAAUUAAAGUGUCGAACAGUUACAACACCACCAACAUCACCAACAUGUCCCCCACAAACAACAACCGUCAUCUCUGCUAAAUGA